AUGUCCAACAACAACAACAACAGUACUUCUGGUUUGAUAUCUUGCGACAAACUCGACAGAGUUGCCAGCUGGGUCGGCACUAACGUGGCUUCUGCUUUCUUUGCUUCCUUAGAACGCUGUUCCUGCAUCAACCUUAGCACCACCGACACUGAAGACGACAACAUCAAUGAUGAUGAUCGUCCUCUCAUGCUUACCAAACCUGUUUCUCAUCUACCCUUUGAGGGCCCCACCACAACUCUUCCGUCAAAAUCUAAACUUCCUUCUUGA
Messenger RNA from Lathyrus sativus (Indian pea), 267 nucleotides. The record is from the annotation of a GenBank genome assembly. NCBI's taxonomy places the organism in Eukaryota, Viridiplantae, Streptophyta, Magnoliopsida, Fabales, Fabaceae.